CGCCUUGUCGAAAAUUGUUCAGUGGAAUAUUUUUUUUUUUCACUUUCCGUCAUUAGGAGUGCAAUUUUUGUUAUCGUUUGUGAUACAACAUUAUGUAACCGAAAGAUACGAAUAGUAUUAGCGUCAAAACAAUCUAAUGACAUAUAUAUUCGCUGUAAACAAAAUUCUCUUUGCAGUCUUUCGAGAACGUUAAAUCCGAUCGCAGGGAAAGUGCUAACUUAAUAAACCUCUUUGGUGAAAAUAAGUUGCCUUAAAAUUCCCACUACAACAAGGCGAAAAUGCCUCCACAAGGCCAGCAAUCGGAAUCAUGGGUGCUGAAUGAGACGGAUUUAAACAAAGACGCCGACACACCGAUCGUCCCACCCUCCGCUGAGAAAAGAAAACUUCAAAUAGUCUGGCGAAAUGUGAUACUUUUCGCAUUAUUACACAUAGGAGGAGUAUACGGCGCCUAUCUGUUUUUCACACAGGCUAUGUGGUCGACUAGAUUAUUUGCUGUUGUCCUAUAUUUAUGUUCCGGAUUGGGCAUAACGGCCGGUGCACACAGACUCUGGGCUCACAAAUCGUACAAAGCAAGGCUCCCUCUACGAAUGCUAUUGACACUCUUCAACACAAUCGCAUUUCAGGAUUCUGUAAUAGACUGGGCCCGUGACCAUCGCAUGCAUCACAAAUACUCCGAAACUGACGCUGAUCCUCACAACGCGACCCGAGGAUUCUUCUUCUCUCAUGUUGGAUGGCUGCUUGUCAGGAAGCAUCCAGAGAUAAAAGCAAAGGGCCAUACGAUCGACAUGAGCGACCUUAAAUCUGAUCCUGUUCUGCGAUUCCAGAAGAGACACUACCUUCUACUAAUGCCUCUGGCCUGCUUCGUUCUGCCAACUUACAUUCCCACUCUGUGGGGUGAAACAUUAUGGAACGCCUAUUUCGUGUGCGCUAUAUUUAGAUACGUAUACGUCUUGAACGUAACUUGGCUGGUAAACUCUGCAGCUCACAAAUGGGGCGACAAACCAUACGACAAGAACAUAAACCCAGUAGAAACUAAACCGGUUUCGUUGGUAGUACUGGGAGAAGGCUUUCACAACUACCACCAUACCUUCCCAUGGGACUACAAGACCGCUGAAUUAGGACAUUACCAGCUGAACUUUUCGAAGCUCUUUAUCGACUUCAUGGCAACAAUUGGUUGGGCCUACGAUCUUAAGACGGUAUCAACUGACGUCAUUGAGAAGCGUGUGAAAAGAACUGGCGACGGUUCUCACAAAGAAUGGGGUCAGGAAAUUAAGGAGAAAAUUAGUCAGGAAUAAAUUCAAAAUCUUAGAUUAUAUUAAUCAAAAAUAAUUAAUAAUUAUAAUGUAAUUAGUUAAACAUAGCUGUCAUAGCGUUCUAAACAUUUGUGACAAUGACUGUAAACAGAUUUGUGUUGAAUAUAUAAGUAUAUAUUAUAAGAUAGUCCGUUUUGAUAUUAAUUUAUUGAUUGUUAUUGUAAUAUUGAAUUUAAAAGACUAAAUAGUUUGUUAGAAAAAUAAAAUUUUAUUUAUAA
Molecule: messenger RNA, 1531 nt
Organism: Danaus plexippus (monarch butterfly)
Lineage: Eukaryota; Metazoa; Arthropoda; Insecta; Lepidoptera; Nymphalidae
Gene: Desat3
Product: acyl-CoA Delta-9 desaturase-like
Exons: 5
Coding region: 279-1295 (338 amino acids)
Biological process (GO): unsaturated fatty acid biosynthetic process
Cellular component (GO): endoplasmic reticulum membrane
Molecular function (GO): stearoyl-CoA 9-desaturase activity; iron ion binding
Source: RefSeq, a predicted model, not a curated record